Messenger RNA from Onychostoma macrolepis, 5455 nucleotides. RefSeq names its product cysteine rich transmembrane BMP regulator 1 (chordin-like) (gene crim1). Gene Ontology annotation, cellular component: extracellular region. The coding region runs from base 594 to 3677 and encodes 1027 amino acids. Gene Ontology annotation, molecular function: protein binding; serine-type endopeptidase inhibitor activity. NCBI's taxonomy places the organism in Eukaryota, Metazoa, Chordata, Actinopteri, Cypriniformes, Cyprinidae. The record is from RefSeq and is a predicted model, not a curated record. The transcript has 17 exons.
UGGUUCCGUUAUGAGGUCACGGUGAGGGACUGAGCUGAACGCUCAGCAGCGAGCGCAAGCGGUAGACAUGAGACGGACGCGAUAGCUGGAAACAUUUAUUCGCACAGCUGAAUGAAUCUCUGCUGGCAACAAAAAAAAUAACAGGACCGCGUUUCCUUCGACAGGGAACUACUGAAAAACAUCACCCGUUGGCUUUAUAGGCGCAGGACAGGCUUGCAUACGAAAGACUCCAAGGAAGAGGCGCGUGAGGAAAGUUUUCCUACGCGAAAACAAACUGGACGGAACAGUGCAGAAAUCGUGACGCAUAAGCCAUGCACUGGUUGUACAGCGUGGGAUAGUUCUUCUGGUGCCGUUCGUUUGAAGGGGAUGCCUUUUUGGUGGCUUUCUUCAACAAAAGUUUGACACCAGGAACGCCGUAUUUUUCUGUUCGACAAGAAAACGCGUCUUUCUGAACGGAACAUUUCUCGCACUCGUCCAGAGUCGCUGUUUUCUUCUGUUAUUUGUUGGUUUGGCUGGAGGAUCCGUUCCUCAUCGUGUAGUUUGGGGGACAGGGGGUGGGUUGGAUAUCUAUCUAUAUUUUUCACUUUUCCUUCAUGGCCUCCUCCAGGAUGUAUCUUCUUAUGAAAUGCAUGCUGAUUUUCCAACUUGUGGUGUUGAUCGCGAAGAACAGUCGGGCGCUCAUUUGUUUGCCCUGUGAUAAGUCCAAAUGCGAGGAGCCCAAGCUCUGCACGGGCUCCGUGGUGUUGGGGAUCUGCGGCUGCUGCUCGGUUUGUGCCAAGCAGAAGAACGAGAGCUGCGGCGGCGUUUACGGUCUGUACGGGACCUGCGACCGCGGACUCCGGUGCGUGAUCAGACCCCCGUUAAACGGCGGCUCCAUCACGCAGUACGAGGUUGGAGUUUGUGAAGAUGAAAACUGGGAUGACGACCAGCUCUUGGGCUUUGAGCCAUGCAAUGAAAACCUGGUUACGGGCUGUAACAUCAUUGAUGGGAAGUGUGAAUGUGACAGUGUACGAACAUGCAACAACCCAUUUGAGUUCGCUAGCCAGGAAGCCUGUCAGACAGCCCUGCAGAAGAUUGAAGAGGAAAGGCCGGACUGCUCCAAGGCGAGAUGUGAGGUGCAGUUUUCUCCACGUUGCCCUGAAGACUCCAUAUUGAUCGAGGGCUAUGCUCCACCAGGUGAAUGUUGCCCCCUGCCCAGCCGCUGCGUGUGUAGCCCAGCUGGGUGUCUGAGGAAGGUUUGCCAACCCGGGCACCUCAACAUCCUGGUAUCCAAGAGCUCAGGCAAACCUGGCGAGUGCUGUGAUCUCUACGAAUGCAAACCAGUGUUCAGUGUAGACUGCAGCACAGUAGAGUGUCCACCAGUGAAGCCUGUCCAGUGUCCAGCAGACAGCUAUGAGACUCAGGUCAGACUGACAGCAGAUGGCUGCUGCACCCUUCCUACCAGAUGUGAGUGUUUGCCUGGCCUCUGCACCUUCCCACAGUGCUCAGCGGGGACUUCCCCACAGGUCGUGUCCCGUGGCGAUGGAACACCUGGGAGGUGCUGCGAUGUGUUUGAGUGUGUCAACGAGACGAAGCCAGCCUGCACUUUCAACGGAGUGGAGUACCAUGACGGGGACAUGUUCAGGAUGGACGCCUGUCGCUUCUGCCGCUGUCAGGGCGGGGUGUCCGUGUGCUUUACGGCCCAGUGCGGCGUCCUCCACUGUGAGCGCUACUACGUCCCUGACGGAGAGUGUUGUCCUGUCUGUGAAGACCCCAUCUACCCAGUGCUCAAUUUAGCCGGCUGCUAUGUGAAUGGGCAGAUCCUGGCUCACGGAGACCAUUGGCGUGAGGACGACUGUACCUUCUGCCAGUGUGUGAGUGGAGAGGCCCGCUGUGUGGCAGCUGCCUGCGGCCACAGCUGUCUCAAUCCUGUCACUGUGCCCGGAGAGUGCUGCCCUGUGUGUGAGGAACCCACCUACAUCACGAUGGCGCCCCCUGCCUGCGGCUCUCUUGACAACUGCACGCUGGGGGACAAGAGCUGCCCGUUCGGCUUCCGGCUGGACUCCAGCGGCUGCAGGACGUGCAGCUGCAAGACACGAGAUGAGUUGUGCAGUAGUCUAAUUGCCAGCUGCACUCUGAAAUGCCCUUUUGGCUUCCAGACUGACAUUCACGGCUGUGAUGUUUGCCAGUGUCGCCCACGUCACAAGAAGUGCAAAGCUGUAGCCUGUGCCAAGGACUGCCCCUUCGGCUACAUUAAGAACAAGCAUGGCUGUGACACCUGCCGUUGUAAGAAAUGCCCUGAACUGCCAUGUGACAAGUCCUGUCCAAUGGGCUUUCAGCACGAUGAGUUGGGUUGUCUGAUUUGCCAGUGUAGAGAUCAGAGCAUGUCGUCUGUGGCUCCAGCAGUGAAACUGGGCUCCUGCUUGUCUAUGGACGGCCGCAGGCACGAGAAUGGGCAGAGCUGGCAUGACGGAUGCAGGGACUGUUACUGCCAUGCUGGGAGAGAAAUGUGUGCCCUUAUUUCUUGCCCAGUUCCCCCCUGCGAUAACCCCACCAUCCGACCUGGCCACUGCUGCCCCACCUGUCCAGAAGAGUCCAGUUCCCAUAAGCCGGAGCUGAGCGAGGCGUCCGUGUGUUUGGCUCCGGGUGGAGAGUACUUUGUGGAGGGAGAGACUUGGAACAUUGACUCCUGCACUCAGUGCACCUGCCACAGCGGCCGUGUGCUCUGUGAGACAGAGGUGUGCCCGCCCCUGCUCUGCCACAGUCCAAUCAGAACGCAGGAUUCCUGCUGCCCUCACUGUCCAGAUGAUCCAGUCACCCCUCAGACGCCCAGUAACGACAGCAUGCCCAGCUACUGCAGGAAUGAGGAUGGUGAUAUCUUCUUGGCUGCUGAGUCCUGGAAGCCCAACGUCUGCUCCAGCUGCGUGUGUCUAGACGGAGCCAUCAGCUGCUUCUCUGAGUCCUGCCCACCAGUCAACUGCGCCCGGCCCGUGCUCAGGAAGGGCCAGUGUUGCCCAUACUGUCUCGAUGCCACGCCGAGGGCCGUGUGUCAUUUCAACGGGAAGACGUAUAUGGAUGAGGAGCGAUGGGACAUUGACAGCUGCACUCACUGCUAUUGCCUGCAAGGCCAGACCCUCUGCUCGACUGUCAGCUGUCCUGUCUUACCCUGCCAUCAGCCGGUCACCGUGGAGGGCAGCUGCUGCCCCAUGUGUCCAGAGAGUUACGCUCCCACAAAUGUGCCCAUCGAGAAGACGGACCAACGAGGAGACAAGCAGAGACAUCAACCAGCCUGGCCGACUCAUAGCGAAAACGAUAUUAUGCCACAGUUCAGAGGUGACUUCGGAAGUCUGCAGAUGCCCUACCUAGACGGCAAGACACCAUUGCCCAGUGAGGAUGCUGGUCUGCACUGGGCCUGGGUGGCACUGCCCAUCCUAAUGAUGAUGCUCACUAUCGCCGCCCUGCUGUUGGUCAACCAGCGUAAGCAGUGGAUCCCUGUGCCUUGCUACCGCACACCCAAUAAGCCUACGUGUCUCAAUAACCAGCUGGUGUAUGUGGACUGCCAGAAAGGGACAAAGGUCCAGGUGGACAGUUCCCAACGCAUGCUCCGCAUUGCAGAUCCUGACUCAAGAUACAGCGGUUACUACAGCAUGCAGAAACAGAACAACCUGCAAGCUGACAACUUCUACCAGACCGCGUGAGACACAGGAGAGAGAGAGAGAGUGAGUGAACGAGAAAGAGAGAGACUGAGCCCGUGUUCAGCUGCCAAACCUUUGCGGCACAUGGACACCUACUAAAAAACUGUAGAGACGGACAAAACCACCAAACCAAGUGGUCAGAGAAGAGACCCUGAUACCGAAUAACAAUUAUAAUAUUCACAUAAGUCACUCCAAGCAAAUCGAAAAAAUAUAUCACACGUCGACACCAGAAAGUCUCACCAGGAGAUGGAAGCAGCACCUAUGUAACUGAACCAUUACGGAGUGUGAUUGUUAAAUUGGAGAGGACUCUUCCAGAAUAUUUUUGUGAAUCAGAGGUAUGGUAGGUUGAGCAUCUUUUGUGUGUAAGCGUGAGAUUUCAUGGAUGUUCAGGCACAAGUUGAAGGUAGUCGUGAAGUCAAAUGAACGUUUUUGGGAUUAGGACAACUGGGGUGUUUUUGUUUGUUUGUUUGUUUGUUUGUUUUCAACAAAAAUUUUCCUGCAUUCCUAACUUUUUCUGUUGGAAAAGAGAGAAAUUAUUUUAGGAGUGAUACAUUUUUGACACAAGUGCUUGUGUGAACACUUAACGCUGAACCAAAGCUUCUCUGUCUACGAAACCUGAUAUGCCCAGAUCGGGCGAGAGGCCGCGGAGGGACGUUCACUUCCCGAAGACAGAGGAGGCGCUGGACUGUGUACGGAGCACAGCAGAGUGAUGGGUAGAGGGAAAAAAGAGGGAAAAUCAGACGAAAGAAAAUCUGUUGUUGCAACAGAUGCAUUUUUGUAGAAGAUGCUACUGUAAGAUUGUGAUUUCCCGUGUUGUGGGUGAGUUUGGCCUUUUUUUUUUCUAUUUUAAAGACAAAAGGAGGAAAGCAGAGUAAACUGCUCUGUGGACAUGAGUUCUUCCUGUUAAUGGAUGUGUGGGGUCUCUAUGUUGUAUUUCUGCUUAUAUGUACGAGCGUUUUCCCAUUUAAUCAUACAAACACCAUUUGCUCUUUCUCCCUCAACUAAGGGCAGAUUGACACUCCUAGAAAAUAUAUAUUUUCCUGAAACGAAUCCGAGGAUUGUGAAGCGAGAUGCAGGAACAUAGCGAUAGUGGUUUGGAUUUGAGGCUAUGCUUUACAAGUGCUGCUUUUUUUGCUUUGACUCUUUAAACCUCAUUUUGUCGGGAUGAAAACCAGUAGUGAGGAUUGUUUUCGUCUUUAAGAAACAUUUCCCAAGAAAACAGAAUCAAAGGGCCUUGUUCCUGAAAUGCGAGCAAAAUGUUUUUUUGUCUAAAUCGCUUGUAAAAACAUUCAUACGUUUCAAAAAUUGUGUAAUGUUUGUGUGAAUUUCUAACUAGGGGUGUAACGGUACACAUAUUCGCGCCGAAAAUGUUCAUUACAGGUCUUUUGGUUCAGUGCACAUUUUAAUCACUGCAUGUGUGUGGAACACAUUUAGAAAUAAGGUAUAUCGAUAUAUUUUCAAAUGAGAUAUAGGAGCUAUAGGACGAUACCAUUUAUAUCGAUAUACCCUGUUGCGAAUGCAUUUGAAAAUUAAACGCAGAACACAGAGUGAGUGAGUUUCAAACUAAGCUGAUUUCCCUCCUUUCAAAUGAAUGCACAUAGUUUGUUCAGUAUAUCACUGUUUAAUCGCUGUACCAAAAACAAAUGGUGAGUUCAAGUUGUUGUUUUUUUUGUGUACCGUUAUACCCCUACUUCUAACAUUUAAAAAAUAAUUGUAUGUAAAAUAAAGCAAUAAGCCCCAAGAAGCCAUGGUUUACAGUGAAUGUAUAACAGCUAAGGGGC